AUGGUUUCCACGUUCCUGACCCCAUCUCGGUUCGCCAAAGAACACGACCUGGCCUCUCUGCACCUGCGGCGCGACCAGUCUCUGCCGGUGGUCCUGUCAACGCAAGUGACCAAGGACGCGGAUGAAGGGUACGCCGAGGGCGUGGUGACGAACACACGGUUCGGCUCGUUCCCGCACUCGACCAUCAUCGGCGUGCCCUGGGGCAGCCAGAUCCGGGCAAGCAAGGUUGACACGGGGUCGCGCGGGUGGACCAAGAAGAGUCGCCCGGGCAAGAAGGGCAGAGAUGUCGGCGGCGGCGGCGCUGGAGGAGGAGGAGGAGGAGGAGGAGGAGGAGGAGGAGGGAAGAAGCGGAAGGCGGACGAGGCGCUCUUGGAAUCAGAAGGAGGAACGGAGGGAGGAAGAGAUGACGAGCGUCUAGAAACUCCGCAAGAUCCGACGGGAGCGGGAGCAGUGAUGGCCAAGGAGGCCGUCGUGGCGGACUCGGGCUUCGUGCACGUCCUCCCGCCCACGGCCGAGAACUGGACCACCUGUCUCCCGCACCGCACCCAGGUUGUCUACACGCCGGACUACAGCUACAUCCUGCACCGCAUCCGGGCGAGGCCCGGAAGCAGGCUGAUCGAGGCGGGCAGCGGGAGCGGGAGUUUCACGCACGCGGCGGCGAGAGCUGUGUUCAGCGGGUAUUAUCCCGCGAAAGAGCGGAGUCGUCCUGACGACAUUGUGGGCGAGGGGGAAAAGGAGGCCGGUCAUGGUCCUGCUCCUGCUGCUGCCGUUGCUACGACUGUGCAAGAAGGCGGAAACGAGGGAAAUGGAGCGCUGAUGACGAGAGGAGACGGCAAUGGCGAGAGAGACGGGAAGAACGAGAGAUGCGGACGCGUCUUCAGCUACGAGUUCCACCGUGAGCGACACGACAAAAUCAAAGCCGAAAUGACUCUACACGGGUUAGACACCAUUGUCCACGCCAUGCAUCGAGACGUCUACAAAGAUGGCUUUCUAGUCUACGACUCUGAAGAAACUCCCUCCGACGAGAGGACCUCCCCGCGUGCCAACGCCAUCUUUCUGGAUCUGCCUUGUCCAUGGGAGGCUCUGCCUCAUUUGACCCGCGAGCCGCUGCACGAAGGCGCACCGAGCGUCCUCGACCCUCACUCCCCUGUCCACAUAUGCACGUUUAGCCCUUGCAUCGAGCAGGCGCAAAAAACAAUCUCCGCGCUUCGGAGGUACGAUUGGAUAGAGAUUGAGAUGGUGGAGGUGCAACACAAGCGCAUCGAAGUUCGACGAGAGUACACGGGACUCGAGUACGACGGCAUGCGCUCAAGCAAUGUUUUUGCAGCCAAUGUUGAGGAGGCGGUAUCAAGACUAAAAGAAGUGGAACAAAGGUUGAAGGAUUUCCACGCAGGAAAGAACUCGGAUGAGUACAAGAAGUCCACAAAUAUCAAUGACCAGCAGCGGGAGAGCGAGGCAGGCAAGCCACCAUUCAACGGAGGUCAGCUUGUGCACAGGACAGAGGCCGAAUUGAAAACGCACACUUCGUAUCUCGUCUUUGCGGUGCUGCCCAGAACAUGGUCCGAAGAAGACGAGGCGUCGGCACAGGAGAAGUGGUCAAGACAUGUGAAGAUCAUAUCGCAUGCGCCCAAGAGCCAGCGCCAGUUGAAGAAGGAGGCGAAACUGAGAGCAAAAGGUCAGACCCAGAACGGCGUUAGAAAUAAAACGUCGGCCAUACGUGAAGAUGCGGUGAAGGAGACUACAUAG
Molecule: messenger RNA, 1746 nt
Organism: Cladophialophora psammophila CBS 110553
Lineage: Eukaryota; Fungi; Ascomycota; Eurotiomycetes; Chaetothyriales; Herpotrichiellaceae
Exons: 1
Coding region: 1-1746 (581 amino acids)
Biological process (GO): tRNA methylation
Cellular component (GO): tRNA (m1A) methyltransferase complex; nucleus
Source: RefSeq, a predicted model, not a curated record